AUGUGCUGCGUGAUUCUCUCGCCGUUGGUUUUUAACGUGCUGCUGCUGCCUCGUAGUGUGGGACCUGGAGGUGAACGACGGCGCUCCAGCACGGCCCUACCGCAUGAGCAAAACACUGAGGAAGAUCCUCCACAAGAAGAACAGAAGGAACACUCUGACUCCUCUGAGUCGCCGAGCUCAUCUCGACCCAACACGGCCCCGGGGAAGAUGCAGAGGCCCGUGCGCUUGAAACCGAUCCACAGUAACAGCACCACGGCGUCGGUCAGACACAGCUCCCCUUACAGACUGCUCCAGUCCUCUCAUGACAACCACCUGCCAUUCAACUGCACUAUGGAAAAAGAGCCUCGGAGACGUUUGACUGCAGUGGAGGCCUCCCAUGGCAUCUCGCCCUAUUGCCUCCCAGUUAUCAACAACUUUGUCACUCCGGUGCCUCCAGCUAUGAAGAGGAAAGAGAGAGGGUUAAAGGGCACAGCCAGCAGUACUGUCAGAGGCCGCAGACUGCGCCCGACCACCGCCUCCAGUGGAGCUGACGACGCCCCACUGCUGAGGAGCUCCGUUCACCAAAGCAGAGUGUGUGUCAACAUGGUGUACUUUGGCAAAACGGUGCGUCUUUCCAGCGACAUGACCGACACGAGGGACGACGUCAAAGUGUUUCAGCAGCACUGUGGAGGAGAGAACCUGUGUGUGUACAAGGGAAAGCUUCAUGAAGGGGAAACUUUCCAGUUUAUUUCACGUCGACACAGAGGCUUCCCCUUCAGCUUGACCUUCUUCCUGAACGGGCUGCAGGUGGAGCGGCUGAGCUCCUGCUGCGAGUUCAAACACAGGAAAGGCUCACGACUCGGCGGCAAACACGGGCACUUUGGCUUCACCGGCGUCGAGGGGGCAUCUCCAUGCUACAAAUGCAUCAUAGCAAUGGGACUGGACAAAAAGCCCACUCCUCCACCAAAGAGGAUCAAGGAGGAUACAAGAAGAGAGGAAUCAGUCAACAGCCCAAAAGAUGAAGGUGAGAUGGAGACGGCGAGGACUGGGGAGGAUGCUGGCUCCCACUUGGAGGGUGGAACCAGUGAGCCGCAGAACAUGGAGACUCCAGUCAAAGAAGGAAGAGCGCUCGCUGAGCAAAAAGGCAGAGAUGAUUAUGAAGAAGACUUUGAAGCAGACGACGAAGGAGCUGCAGAGGAGGCGAAAGAAGAGAAAUGCCCAACCAGUGAAACAGAGGUUAAAGAGAGGGAUGCCUCUGAGCCUGACGAUGAUGACAGGGAUGACAUGAGAUCUCAUUCAGGCUCCAGCUCCUCAGGCAGCGAGCACGAGGAGAGUGAUGCUGAAGCCACAAGAGACAUCAACGAGGACAAUGAGGCAAAGCAACAGAAAGAGGAGGAAACCAUCGCUCAGCCCGAGGAAAAAGAUGAACCAAAUCCAGAAGAAGAUGUUGGCACAGAAGCUGAGUUUUCUGCGGGCAAAGACUCGCACAUGGACAGUGCCGGGGACAGCACGGAGAUAGAAAUAUCUGACACCAGCGUCCCCUCAGGAAGUGAGACUAGACAGAGGGAUGACAAAGAUGCUGAGAAGCCUGUAGAGGAGAGCAACCAGGAGGACGAACAGGAGAGAGCCAAAUCUGUGCAAGAAAAACUGUCCGAAGCCGUACUGAAGGAGUCGCAGUGCAGCUCCGAGCCUGAGCUGAGUGACACCAGCACCGAGGAGGAGGACGAGUCCACACAUAAAGGCCCUCAACAGGACAACAAAGAUGCAGCUCCAGUCGAGCUUGUCACGCCUGCAGAACAACAGCAGACCAUUGCAGAAGAGGCAGAAUGUGAAGAAAGCGAUGCUGGUGACGUGGUGGUGGCACAGACGCAGGAAGAUUCACCCGAAACCAAAGAACAGAGUGGAGACGAUGAGCAGGAGCCUCAGGAGAACAGAGACAGUACUGAAGAUGACAAGGCUGCAGAAGAGGAGGAUAAAUCAGAGGAAACAGGUGAAGCUUUGCAUCCUUCGAAAGAAGAAAAUGUGACACAAGAUGACAAGACAACUGAGCCUCUUGAAGAAACCCCCGCUGAAACUGCUGAUGCUGAGGCUGCAGAGGAAGGAAAGGAGAAAAGCGCUGAGGAGACUGACGUUCAGCAUGACGAGACCGGGCAAGGGGCAAAAAGCAGUGAGGAGGAUGAGUCAUCAGAGCCGGAUAAAAAGACUGAUGAGACAGCAGCGCCUGAUAAUGCAGAGGCAGCCAGAGAAACAAUAGAGAUAAAAGCAGAGUCCUCAAAGGAGCAAGAGGCCCUCAGCUAUGAAGAGGCACCUGUAAGUGACGCAGAGAAGGAGGAGCAGGCAGACAGCGAGGACAGAGCGGCAGGGUCAGAAACUGAAGUCAAUGCAGAGAACUCGAGCAGCUCGCCAAGUGGGAGUGGAGAAACCACAGUGGAAAAAACAGCAGAUACGGGUGAGGAAAAUGCGAUAGAAGAAAGUAAAGAUGACAUUAAAGAAGAACAAAUAUUAGAGGAUGAGAGUGACGAACAGUGCGAGCUGCGAGAGGAGAGGAGGACUGGAGCAUCGGAGGAAACGGGUGAAGAGGAAGACAAAGAGGAAACUGAGGAGGAGGAGAAACAAACUCAUGUAACCUCUGAUGAAGGAGAAGAUGAAAAAACUGAGAAAAGAAAUGAUGAUGAAAAUGUUAAAAAUGAUGAAGAGGGUAAUGAGGAAAGUAAGGAAGAUGAAGGGACAGAAAACACAGCAGAAAGUGCUGAAAAUGGCUUUAAAACAAAGGAAGACGAAGAAGAAGCUGUGAAACUUUUGAGCGAGGAGGAUAAAGUCGCCGAUGACGAGAAAGUUGAAGAAAAGACAGAAAAUGAUGAGAACAAACUGGAGGAAUCUGAAGUAGGUGACAAAAGUGACAAUGAGAGUAAACCAGCUGUUCAAGAAAAUGAUGAUGAGGCAGAAAAAUCAGAAAAUCAGAACAAAGCUGAGAAAAGUGAAGACAAAGAGAGCAAAAAUGAUGAAGAGGAUGACAAGGACAUAAGUGAAGCACCUGUAGAAGAAGGAGAAGAAAUAUCUGAGACCACAGAAGAAGCUGAGAAAAGUGCAAAUGAAGCAGCAGACGGGACUAAAUCAGCUGAUGAGACGCCAGAGGCUGAGAGUGUCGAGCAAGAUGCUGGAAAAACCAGCAACACGAGUGAAAAAGAAGAAAUUAAUGCUGAAAACGGGGAGAUCUCUACCGAACCCGAGAGCAAUAAUCAUAAAGACGACGGAGAGUCUCAGUUAAAAGACAAAAAUGACUUGAAAGCCGAAGAAGAGGGUGACGAAGAAAGCAAAGCGGACGGGCCUGCUGACGACGAGAGCGCAGACAUUAAAGAAGUCGCAGUGGAGUCUGAAGAAGGUGCUAAAAAACACGAUGCUGACGAGGUUGAUCAGGCUGCCGGGGCUGAUGAGGUAGAACGUGAUGCUGAGGGUGAAAAAAAUGAUGAAUCAACUCCAAGCAACUCACAGCCUGAGACAGCAGGUACAGAAAUGAAAGCGGAGCCGAAAUUAGGUGACAGAAAAGACAGCGAGGAAGCAGAAGAUCAAAACGGCAACAAAUCCGACUGUGAUAACGAAAACAAAGAGACAGACUUGGUAAAAAAGGAGACCAGCACUGAGAAAAACACGGAUGAGGUCACAGCUGGUUCUUCAGGGAAUCAGGAACAAUCACCGGUUGCUGUUGACUUAGAUGUUAUGGCUUCCAAAUUAGAUGAAGAAAGCAAAGAUACAAAGUCUGACGUGUGCCCACAGACUGAUGAAAAUGCAGUUGGUGGUGAUGUCUCUGCUGCCGACGGAGAAAACGGAAGAGACGCAGAAGAUGCGAGUAAGGCCUCGGAGGAAGGAGCGAGUGUGCUGCUCAAACCUCAAAACAAUGAGGCUGAUUGUACAGAAGAGACUGUUGCAACUGGGAGAGAAAGUCCAGAGGCCUUGGCAACAGAAGACAGCACAGAUCUAGUCAGUAACUGGGUCAACAAGCACCAGUCGUCAAAGUUUUUCGAGACAUUCGUUGAACCACUGGAGGAUAUGAGGGAGGAGAUAUCUGACACUCCAGUGUCCAGCUCAAAUAAAGAAGAGACGAAAUCUACCGAGCUGCCAAGAUCAGGCAGUCCACUCAAGAUGGCGACGGUGUCAGAAGAUGAGGUGAAAGUGGAGGAGAAGGCUGAAGUGAAAGACUUAAUGCUAAAACCUAAACCUGAACAAAGUGAGGAGGAGUCUGCAGCCGUGCAGAAGAUGAGGUCAGAAGAGCACAAAGGAAGCACGGGAUCUCUUCAAGAGUGUAACGGUCAAGAAAGUGCAGAGAAAGGAAUUAAUGAGGAAACUGAAGUGGAAAGCACUUCAGGUAGUCGUCAUUCAGCCUCUGAAAAACCUGCGAGUGUUUCUAAGAGCCAACCUGAUGAGAAAACUAUCGAAAACAACUUCAAUGUAACAGAGCCGCAAACUGAAGAAGCUAAUCAGUCCACGAGCCCGCUUGGAACCGAAGAUGUCAAUGAAACACGGGGAAAAGCAGACGAGCAAAGUCGAGAAGUUACAGAAACAACUGAUUUUACAACGUCGAAGUCUGACGACGGAAGCCCGGAGGACUCGCGCGACGAGGAGAUCGAAGGCAAAGCGUCAGACAGGAGCGUCAGCAGAGGCGGGAAAGACCUGCAGCUGAUCGAAGACAUCAAACACACGCUCAGUAAAGACCGGCUGAGCGCCUUUUCAGUGGACGACACGUUGUUUGCUCACAGUUCGUAUCCUUUACUGACUGCUGCGAGUGCUGAGAGCGGGCAUUAGAGCCGCUCCGGUCAGAGUGACAAUGAGGGAAAGUGACGCUUUACUUCUUUUUUAGGUUUUAAUUUUACAAAGACGCCUAUAAAGUCAAGUUAUACAAAUGAAAAGUUUGAAGAUUCUCGAUGCACAGACAAUCAAAAUGUGACAGUUUUUCACAAAAGCCCGCCGCUGUCUCGUGCUUUCUGCUUUUAAAUUACAGCAGCCUCGUAAACCGUCAUCAUCUUUCACCAUAAUGAGUUUUGACUGCUGCAUGAAAUGUUUACAAUAGAUCAUCUCUUCCUUUUGUUGGUAACAAAGAGCUCUUGGUUGAUAUGAGGUAUCAUGAUGCUAUCAGCUAUUACCUGAAAACAGAUACUCGCGCACACACACGUGGUUGAAUAAUUCAUAGAUGUUGGACUCCCACGUCUUUAGCUUGCCCCGGUACUCUUUACAUUUCCAUUGACUGGAUACAAGUGGUGCAGCUUUAGCAGAGAUGUGUAAUCGAACACUGUUAAUGGCAUCAUCAGUCAGUCAGCACACUCACAUAAUUACUGGAUCGCAGUAGCUAGGAGAAUAUACAGUAGAACAACAAGAACGCAAAGCUCGAUCUUCAUCAUUAGGCUGAUGAUAAUUAGUUUGGUGGUGACUAGGAAAUGUCAAAUAUAAGCUCAGUUGUUGUUUGUAAUGCUGCUAACUCUACCUCUACUUCCUCUGAUAUGUUUAACAUGUAUUUGCAUUUCCCUUUUGUCUUUUUUUACGGCUAGCUUGGAUUUGUGAGGCUUAAUCGUUUCAUUUGAUAUCUGUCAGUAACCGAAAGUUU
Neolamprologus brichardi is the source of this 5575-nucleotide messenger RNA. Lineage: Eukaryota; Metazoa; Chordata; Actinopteri; Cichliformes; Cichlidae. The record is from RefSeq and is a predicted model, not a curated record.